This is a messenger RNA of Mauremys mutica (yellowpond turtle), 3110 nucleotides long. RefSeq names its product TRAF3 interacting protein 3 (gene TRAF3IP3). Lineage: Eukaryota; Metazoa; Chordata; Testudines; Geoemydidae. The coding region runs from base 827 to 2563 and encodes 578 amino acids. The record is from RefSeq and is a predicted model, not a curated record. The transcript is spliced from 15 exons.
GUUUAGCCAUAGACUUGGCUCAAGCAUCACUUCUGGAUGAGUCCUUAGAAAAUAAGGCUGGAGCUAUCAUAAAGAAGAUGGCUGCCUUAGAGUUUCAUUUUCUUCCAUGUUUACCUGGACACAUCUGUUUUGUGGGCAGCGUUCACACCAGCGUCACUCUGACCUUUGUCAACUCUGCCGCCGGCCUAACCUCCGAUGGCAGAAAUAGGAAUUUCGCACUACACAAGACUGUUUACAAGUAACACUACUUUCCUUCCCAACACCACGAUUCCUCAUACCAAAGGCGGCAAGGCAGAGUCAGUCACAGCUCAUCCUGCACAGCUUCUCAGGACGGCGCACUGCCUCAGACUGCAGUGGCUGAUAAAUGGAGAAACAGCAAAGGACACUCCUGGACCCUGGCGAUAGUGGUAUGCAGCCCGUCCCACCACAAGAUAACCAAACAACUGUACUGUGCAGGGCACCAAUGCUCCAGCUUGUGCCCUAGCCUCUCCUACCAUGUCACAAACUCUAAGCAGAGACAGGAACCCGGGUUAAGUGUUGUGGCUUAGUACAUUUCCUGUUUCAAAAAAAAAAAAAAAAAAAAGAGCAGCAAAGAGAAGUCAUUCAAACGAGAUGUCAGUUGCAAUGUGUUAGCACCCAGUAACCCAGGGCUCACCCUUCUCCUUUCUGGCAUGGGGCUUAACUGAGGUCCGGGAGCAAAACAGGGCCUCUGAACAUCUGGCGAAUCCACCUAAGGGCUGCCCUUGCUGCGUAGAGGAAAGAACUUCACCAAAGCAGCCAGGAGAUCAUCACAGGUUGGUGUGUUGUGUGUGGAGCCGUGGACAAUAUGAUCAGUCAAACUGAGACGUCCCCGCGUCGGUGCAGGCGUCUGAGUGAGAGUUACGACGAGAAGUGUGAGCGCUGGCAACGGACCCGUGAGAGCUUGUGGAGGAGAAACAAUGUCACCACAUGUCGCCAUGUGAGGCAAUGUCGGAAAAAGGAGGCAGAGGAGCAGUCCCAGAGCCCCCGCCAGAAAGAGUUCCUGAAGAGAAGGAACUUAGCCACCGAAGAAGAAAAGAAACAAGUGAGGUUUCCUACUGGGACACCGGCAUCUCCGGGACUAGAGUGUGCAACAGGCACCCCCAAGGAAGCAUCCUCCUGGAUGGAUUUGAGGUCACCCACAUCCCUCCAGAACAACAGCUCCUCCAUGAUCCAUCACAAACAUCCCCAGCACAGUCUCAAUGAUCCUCGCACGCAGAACAACUGGCACUCCUGUGGCAUUUCAUCACAAAACAUCCUCCCCAAAGACAUCUCCAAGCUUAGCCGAGGCACUCAAACAUUAACAGAAUCUAGCGCAAUAAAGAAAAAUUCAAGCCAACAAACAGACUGUGGAAUAGCAGUGCUAGAUAAGGAAAUCAUUCAACUUUCUAACUACCUCAAGGAGGCGUUACAUCGAGAGCUGCUGCUGAAGCAGAAGAUGGUGAUUUUACAGGAGCUUUUAUCCACAUUGCUGCAAGCAUCAGAAAAAUCUUGGAAGGGUCAGCUGAAUGAAGACAAAUUAAAGGGUAAACUGAGGGCCCUUGAAAAUCAGCUUCACACCUGUGCCCAGAAUUACUCAAAGGACAGUGUGAAGAGAAUCCUGAUGGAGAUGGAGGACCAAAAGCAGACCUACGAGCAGAAAGCAAGAGAAGCUCUGCAGAAGCUGCUGGAGGAGAAACUCCAAGCAGAACAGCAGCUACAGAAUACUCAGAGGACCCUGGCAGUCACAGAAGACGACUGUGCUCUCUGGAAAGAACACUAUGACACAUUAAAAACAGAGUGGAGUGAGACAGCCACUAAUCACACUGAACUGGAGAACAAGCUCUAUGUUUUGCAGAACCAACUGCAAUGGGCAGACACCCAGAAUGAUCAGCUCCACCAGGCCCUGCGUAACUUGGAGAGUGAGCGUGAAGAUCUCUAUUCGAGAAUCGAGGCUCUACAAGCAGACAACCAGCUCAGAAUGGAGCACGUCAGUGCAAUGGAAGGUAAAUUGCAAAAUGAACAAAAGCAAAAGCUGGCGCUGGAGGUGACAAUCACUCGUUUGCACAACGAGUUACAGAACCAGUCCAAGGAGAAGGCGGCUCAGGAAGAGGUGGUAGUAAGAAAAGAUCAGGUUUUAACUAUGCAGAUCCAACCCCCCAGUCCAGUCAGAGAAAAACAAGAUGCUUUGUUAAAGCAUCCUGGCGACGAGGGAGAGGAAAAUCUGAAGGACCAGGUGCAGAAGAGGACAGCCCAACUCAUUGCAAAGGAAAAGGAGUGCGCAGAUCUCCGCUCUGAGCUGGAGGCCCUGAGCGACGAGUACCGCUCCUGCAUGACCAAGUUACGUCAGUGCCGAGACGAGCUCAAUCAGUUCCAGAGUAAACAGUCCAAAGUAGGAGUUCACUUUUACUGUGUCCAGUUACCUACUGCAAACAUCCUGAGCAGUUUGAUACCUUUGCAGGCGCCACGCUGGGGCUGGGCUUGGGGGAAAUUUGUUUCUCAGCUCUGUUCUACUCAGUUUCUUAUGCUGCAUGCAUCACUGGACUGUCUGGGCCCCCUCCAGUAGUACAUUAAGCAACAUGACUACACAUCCAUCACAUUGGUUCCUUCCUCUCCCCAGGAGCAGCAGAUCCAUGGGAGUGUCUCAUUUUGGUAGGACUUGUCUUUCUUUUAAAUACACAUUGCUACGUGUUUAUGUUAGAGAAAGCAAAGUCAAAAAGAAACACAUUGCACUUGGAGCAGAAGGUGGUGAGGUUUGUGAGGUCACCUGGACAACGGAGGAAAGAUAGCGCCUGUGUAUUUACACCAGACGUUAAAUUAAAAAUUUCCUUUUUGUGUACUGAUUCACUAAACACAUUUAAUUCUCUCUUUCAGAGACAAUGUGGCCACUGGAUCCCUCUCCUAAUGGUGGUGAUAGCAGCAGCCAUGGCGGCUUUCUUAGCCAAUUUUGUACCAUGAGAAUCCAUCAGUUUCAAUUACCUCAGCACAGCAACUGACUCAACUUUUUUCACUGUAAUGUAUAAAGAUUUUGUAGGGUUUUGGGGGGGAUAUUUUUGAGCUGGUCUCACUCCUCAACAAAUUCACACUGGUCCAAUAAAUGCGGUGAGAUCAUU